CCUCUUUGGUUAAAGUUUUAACUCCCCCCCUUCAUCAUUAUCAACUGCUCAGAAUUUCACACCAUCUUCUAUUGCUACCAACCUUCAUUAUUCAUCAUAGUUCAAGCAGCUUAAACCAAAGCUAGCUUCCCUUUCAUCCUCAGAUUUGGUGACCCAAAGCAACAUCUUGUAGUUGGUCACCAUCUCUGUUCUGUUUAUCCCCUGUCUUUCUCACAUUCACAGCAAGCACAGCCCUUUUUGUACUCCAUGAGCUUGUAGAACCCAGCAUGCUAUGCCAGUUCAAGAAACCAUGAUGAGCUCCAAAACACAAAAGCUUUGUUUCUGGUGGAGGCUUGUUUCCCUUUUGAUUCUUGCAGUGCCCUCAUUGUCUCUCAACUCAGAUGGAGUGUUCUUGCUUGCUUUCAAGUACGCCAUCCUCAGUGAUCCACUUUCAGUCUUGGAGAGCUGGAACUAUGAGGAUGAGACACCUUGUUCAUGGAGUGGAGUCACAUGCACCCAGCUUGGGAACCCAGGAACCAGUGACAUGUUCAGAGUCACAAGCUUGGUCCUCCCAAAUAGUCAGCUUCUGGGUUCCAUAGCUGAAGAGUUGGGAUUGCUUGAGCACCUUGCCCAUCUUGAUCUUUCCAACAAUUUCUUUAAUGGGUCUCUGCCUAAAACUGUUCUCAAUGCCUCUGAACUUCAGGUGCUUUCUCUCUCGAACAAUGUCAUCUCCGGUGAGCUUCCUGAGUCCAUUGGUGAUCUCAAAAGCCUUCAGCUUCUCAACAUCUCUGACAAUGCUCUGGCCGGAAAAGUCCCUCAAAAUCUCACUUCUCUGCAGAACCUCACUGUAGUUUCUCUGAGAAGCAACUACUUCGCUGGUAAUGUUCCAACCGGGUUUAACUCCGUUGAGGUUUUAGAUCUCUCUUCAAAUCUUCUCAAUGGUUCUCUGCCUCUCGACUUCGGUGGAAACAAUUUCCGCUAUUUAAACCUCUCUUACAACAAGAUUGGAGGAAAGAUACCGUCAGAAUUUGCAGAGCAUAUCUCAGUAAACUCAACCAUUGAUCUCUCCUUCAACAACUUAACCGGACCAAUCCCGGAUUCGGAAGCUUUGCUGAGCCAGAAAACAGAGCAGUUUGCCGGAAAUAAUGACCUUUGCGGCAAACCGUUGAAGAAACUCUGUGCAAUUCCUUCUACACUGUCCACUCCUCCAAAUGUGACCUCAUCUUCUCCGGCCAUUGCAGCCAUUCCCAAAACACUCGACUCAAACCCAGAAACCAACACUUCCGGAACGCCAAGUAGUAUACAGACCAAAAGCCAAACCGGGUUAAAACCAGUUAUGAUCACCGGAAUAAUAGUGGGGGACUUAGCCGGUAUAACCAUCAUUGGACUGGUCAUUCUCUACGUCUACCAAGUCAGGAAGAAGUCAAAGAACAACCCCAACUCAACUUCCAAUUCACCAUCCGACCUGGAGAAGAAGCCAGACAUGGUCACUAAAUUCGACGCAGCUGCAACAAAACCAUCUGCAUGGUCGUGUCUUACAAUCAAAGGAGAAGAGACGUCGGAAGCAACCAGCUCAGACAGCGACCACGACGAGCAAUCAAUUGAGCAAACAAAUCUAAGCGGCGAAAACUCAAAGCGUGGUGUGCUUAUAACCGUGGACGGAGAGCCGGAGCUUGAUCUAGAGACAUUGCUGAAGGCCUCGGCGUAUGUUUUGGGUGCGAGUGGUCCGAGCAUUGUGUACAAGGCAGUGCUGGAAGACAAGACGGCGCUUGCGGUGAGGAGGAUUGGGGAGAGUGUGGUGGAGAAGAUGAGGGAUUUCGAGAACCAAGUGAGGGCCAUUGCGAAGAUGAGGCACCCGAAUUUGGUGAGAGUUCGUGGGUUUUAUUGGGGAGAAGAUGAGAAGCUUGUGAUAUAUGACUAUGUCUCCAAUGGCAGCCUCGCCGGAACCAUUAACAGAAAAGCAGGUUCAUCUCCAUACCAUCUGCCUCUAGAAGUUCGGUUGAAGAUAGCGAGAGGUAUUGCCCGGGGGCUAGGCUACAUCCACGAGAAGAAAAAUGUGCAUGGAAAUAUAAAACCAAGCAACAUUCUUCUAAACUCGGAUUUCGACCCUGUAAUCAGCGAUUUUGGCCUUGACAGGCUGAUGUUGGGUGGAAUGAUCAGUCACAAAGGUAGCGGUUCUGCCCGAGGGUAUUUCGGAAGCCUAAAGUCCGCAGGGGGUCGCGAAGGUAUGAAUGAUAUGCUACUCCCUGUUGCCGGCAGCCCCAUUGCGACAUCCUCUGCCGGAGGUGCAUUGUCGCUCUAUCAAGCCCCGGAGUCAUUGAAGAACUUGAGGCCGAACCCCAAGUGGGAUGUGUAUUCUUUUGGUAUAGUUUUACUAGAGCUUCUCACGGGUAGGGUAUUUUCGGAAAGGGAGUUGGCGGACCAGUGGACCGCCGGUUCGCUGAUGGGGGAGAAAAACCGGGUUUUGGUGAUGGUCGACAUGGCGAUUAGGGCUGAAGUGGAGGGUAGGGAAGAUGUAUUGCAGGCUUGCUUGAAGCUUGGGUUUAGUUGUGCUAGUUUUGUCCCGCAAAAAAGACCAACCAUGAAAGAAGUCCUCCAGGUGCUAGAGAAAAGUAUUUCUUCGUGCCAAUAAUAAUGUAUUUCGAGGUGUCUCAAAAGUAAAAGUGGUGUUAUGUAAAAGGAUUUGCUUUGUUGACUAGCUAGCUACAAUGUUUGAUGGAAAAAGCAUAAGAUAUUAAGAUUAAUGUUGUUCAUGUAGUUUAAUAAGCUAUGUGAGAAAAAGCGAUUGUAUUUAUGUUUGCCUGGUGCCCUGGUCAAUCAAAAUUGAUCAACAAAUUAAACAGUG
Molecule: messenger RNA, 2824 nt
Organism: Argentina anserina (silverweed cinquefoil)
Lineage: Eukaryota; Viridiplantae; Streptophyta; Magnoliopsida; Rosales; Rosaceae
Product: receptor protein kinase-like protein At4g34220
Exons: 2
Coding region: 272-2611 (779 amino acids)
Biological process (GO): protein phosphorylation
Molecular function (GO): protein binding; ATP binding; protein kinase activity
Source: RefSeq, a predicted model, not a curated record